AUGAUCUACCGUGUCACGGUUCCGCCACACAAAGGCCAUGUUCCCGACUCGUCCGAGUACCUCCUUCGCGCUCGACUCUUGGCUCCGGCUCAGCUUUGGCUUGAGUCUGAGGUUACUUCCAAGGGUGAGUCUUUCAUGGAACACGCUACUAGAAAAAAAAAAAAAAAGCAACUAUCAGAAGAAGAGCCGAAGACUAUGAGUAGACUUUGUAUCACUAACAUUAACAUCAGACGUCACAUCAAUUCACUUGACGCUGACUCAUUGACUUCUUCGUUUGUGUGAGUUGUGCACAGGAUUUUCUCGCGUCUCGAGGUCGAGACUUCGGCUGACACAACCUCGGCGACUUUUUACCUUCUUCUUUUUGCGAAUUCUUAGAUCUACUACCCCACGUCUUUCGGAGAGGACGAGCAGGAGGGGGAAGACCCCACCUCUCUCGAGACAAGCUACAUCGGGACUCAAUCCCACCGACUGGGGGAUGGUCUCGAUUUGCGAUAGUCCGGACUUCAUUUGCCACAUGUUUCCGUGCAAGCACAUGUGGCUUGCCGGCACGUGGAUAUUUGCACUAGCGAGCAGGCUCCUCUCGCAUCUCAAGAUGAUCUCAAGCAUCGUCUCAAGUGUCUGAGGUCUCGCCCUCGCUGGCUGCCGCUCAAUUGUCGCUCCAUCCACCCCUUCACUGCAAGCGAUAGCCAGCGACACUGCCGAACUCGAAGACUGCAUCCAACUCUACCAACGGCUCGCUGAUGGAUCCGGACGAGUACACGCAAGGUUACUUCGGACUUGGCAAGAGUUGGAGGCUGGUGAAUGGCAAUGCGAUCCUCUCACGCGGCUGCCGGACGCCCGGGAUGGCCGAGCAAGUUUGGGGCAGGCAAGUCAGUGA
Molecule: messenger RNA, 877 nt
Organism: Microbotryum saponariae
Lineage: Eukaryota; Fungi; Basidiomycota; Microbotryomycetes; Microbotryales; Microbotryaceae
Source: the annotation of a GenBank genome assembly